Staurois parvus is the source of this 275-nucleotide messenger RNA. The record is from the annotation of a GenBank genome assembly. NCBI's taxonomy places the organism in Eukaryota, Metazoa, Chordata, Amphibia, Anura, Ranidae.
GCCCCUCAUGUUAACCCCUUCCUGCCCAGUGCCAUUAGUACAGUGUCAGUGCUUUUUUUUUUUAGCACUGAUCACUGUGUUGGUGUCACUGGGGAUGUCAGCGACGCCAUGUCAGUUCCCCCCAGUGUCAGAAUGCCCACUGCAUCACUCAAUCCCGCUAUAAGUUGCUGAUCGCUGCCAUUACUAGUAAAAAUAAAAAUGUAUAUACUGUAUUGCCAUUUGUAGAUGCUAUAACUUUCACGUAAAACAAUUCAUUUACACGAAUUGGAAUUUUU